Molecule: messenger RNA, 4294 nt
Organism: Daphnia carinata
Lineage: Eukaryota; Metazoa; Arthropoda; Branchiopoda; Diplostraca; Daphniidae
Product: DNA topoisomerase 2-binding protein 1-like
Exons: 5
Coding region: 86-4195 (1369 amino acids)
Biological process (GO): DNA replication initiation; mitotic DNA replication checkpoint signaling; mitotic G2 DNA damage checkpoint signaling
Source: RefSeq, a predicted model, not a curated record
GGCAAUAGUACUUUGUGGCGGGCAAUAUUUGCAGAAUACUAUGAGAUUUUGUGUAACAACCCACAUUUUUUACUAAAAAAUUAUCAUGUCAAAUAGUGAAGUUCAAGAACCUAAGAUGGAUGUCGAAAACAGCCAAUUUUGUGUAAAUAUUUUUUGUGUAAUGCCUAGUAAUUCAACUGAGGCCACCUGUCCAAAAGACUUAUUUCAAGCACAUGAAUGUUGUAAAGAAAAUGGUUUCAAUGUGAAUUGGAUUCAAGAGGAAGCUUGCAUGAAGCUUAAACCUUGCAAGGAAGAUGUCUUUAUCUUGUCUGAAUUUGCUGGACCAUUGUUUGAGUUUCUCAGACACUUCAGAUGUACCAUUAUCGGCCCACAGUGCCUGCUUGUUUCUGUUAAUAAAGGAGAACCACUCCCAGAUGUUCCAACACCUGUUUUCACAGUUGCAAUGAAGGGAAUCAUUGUUACUACAACAGGAUGUAGCCCCCAAGAGAAAAAGGAUAUUCAAGAAAAAGUGCAAUUCAUGGGUGGACUUUACUCAUCAGCAUUUUCUGUAAAUGUAACCCAUCUUAUUGUCAAGAGUGUGGCAGAUUUUAGUCAGAAAUUUAAAGUGGCAAUAACCAAAGAUAUUCCUGUUAUGGUUCCCAAAUGGGUUGAUGCCGUUUGGAAUGCCAGUCUUAAAGAAAGUGUUCAUGGAACUGAUCCCAUGUUUGCUAGAUAUGCUUGCCCUCCAUUCCAGGGAUUGGUCAUAUGUGUGUCCCAAAUUCCAAUCAAGGAUCGGGAAGCCCUUAAGAAGAUUAUCGAAGCAAAUGGCGGGCGAUACUCUGGUCAGCUCGAAAUGGGCAAGACAAAUAUUCUCAUCACCACAUCAGCUGAAGGGGAAAAAUACACCUAUGCCAGACGCUGGAAGAUACGUUGUCUCAAACCAGAGUGGAUUCAUACUUCACUAAACAAAGGCUACGCCGCUGACCCAGACGCAUUCAUUGUUGAAAAGAGUACCCUGCCUCCGAGAUGUUCAACUCCAGAAGCAGAUCAUUCUGUAAUGAAGUUUGGUAAUUCAAGCAUCAACAGCACCAUAUUGAACGAAAGCAGAGUUCAUCACGUCGACGAGACAGUUGGGUCUACGACUUUAAUACUGAAUCAUCAACAAUGCGAUUCUCGAUCAACGGAAGCACUCGAAUCAUUGGAUUUGGCUCUUUCUAAAAAGGCCGGACCAUUUCUGGAUGGAUGUAAAGUUUUUCUUAGUGGCUUUGACGGUUCCCAGAUGGAAAAACUUCGGCGUAUUCUUAACAACGCCGGCGUGGCUCGCUUUAAUAGCAUCAGUGAAUCACUAUCUCACGUUAUUGUCGGAAAAACUGUUGAAGAAGACUGGAAGCAACUUCAACAGCUAAUGCAUAAGCCUCAUAUUGUAACAGUAGAAUGGGUAGUUCAGAGCCUAAGAUUGAAAAGGGCUGCCCCAGAAGCCGCCUAUCUGCAUCCCGAUUUCAAAAAUGUAAUUGCUCCCAAUAAAGAAAACGCGACGAAGAAACCUAUUCGAGAACCGAGCAGUAACUUACAAGAAGAUACACAUAUGGUACAGCAAUACUUGACUACGGAUAAUACAGAAGAAGAACCGUCAUCAUUAAUGGAUCGGCCUCAAGGCAUUUUUUCCGGUCUUACCUUCCAUCUUGUAAAUCUUGACACGGACUAUGUUUCUACCGUGACGGACCUAAUUGUAAGCAACGGUGGGCUUGUCGUAUCGAAGAAUGCCACUUAUGUAGUUACAGAACCAGUCAGCCAUACCAUAAUGCCUUUGGAUCAAGAAGCAAAAGGCACGUUAGUCAAUACUUUGUGGAUCGAAGAAUGUAUCGAUGAAGGCCGCCUAGUGGAUAUCGAAUUCUAUCAUCGUCAUAUUAAAAUACGUGACAGAAAUAUUCUAGCAGGGUACACGGUAUCCUUCAGUGGCAUUCAAGGGCGACUUAGAGAACUACUCGAUGACUUAAUUGGACAACUUGGCGGAAGACCACAAGAGACUUUCUCACGCAAACUGAUGGAGCAAAAGAAUGUGUAUCGUUCUACUCAUCUUGUCUGUGCAAAAACAGAAGGGAGAAAAUACGAAAAGGCUCUUGAAUGGGGUGUCCCGGCUGUUAGUGCCGAAUGGGUUAUUGCCUGCGCUAUUUCUAGCAGUCGCCCUAACGAAGAGGAUUUUCCUCCGGGAGGUGAAGCACCUACAUCGCCAGAAUCGGCUUUUCCAACACCUCAAACAGCAAUUAAACUCUCUGUUUGUCCUACGGAAUCUGUAGUUUUAAAAACUACGAAGCAGAAAUUGGCAGAAAUAUCUAGCAAUCCCACACGUCAUUUACCGACGCAUUUUGAUAUGUCUUCUCCUCGAACUCCAACAGGACCCGCAGUUACUCCUGCUAUGCCUCAGCCACGGGCUGCGUUUGAUUCACCAAUGUGUUUGCAACCAAGUUCAAGUGGUACUAAUACUGUUGGUAGAACACCUCAACCUCGAGCAACUCUAUUUAACAUGCCCACGCCAGAUACACCAUAUGGAAGGCUUUUAAACUCAGACCCGUCACCUGAUACCCGAAAAAUGUGGAAGCAUGCAUUGGAAAACCGGGUUCGCCUGACACCUCGUACAAACGAAUCAUUUACCACAACACCACAGCAAGAGAUUCAACGAGGAGAAAUUGUUGUUGCUUCUGAAGCUUCGGAUUAUUUUGAAAAUUUACGUAAAAAAUUUCGACUUGAUAAUGGAGACGAUGGACAAACAACAUGGGGAUCGGCAAGUCCAGCAGCAGUUCCACCCUUAGAACCACCGAAGCCGCCUUUCGACGGAAUCGUGGUUUUUAUACACAAGAAAAUCGAAGAUCAACGAUCCGAGUUGGUUAGGGCUGUUGAAGCGCUGGGCGGCAGAGUUCGUUUUCAGCACUGCGAAGAAGUAACGCAUUUUGUUUAUCAAGGCAAGUUGGCUGCUUCGAAAGAGGUUAAAAGUGCAAAAGAGUGGCACCAGAAAUUUGUCUCACCGCAAUGGAUUCUCGACUGCGAAGAUGCUACUUGUCGCCUCGAAGAAUCCCAGUACCCACCCUCUUUAAAUCCGAAAAUGGCUUUGUCACUUAAUUUCAAUUCGCAACCUCCUCCACCGGCUAGUUGUUCGCAGAAACGUCGACCUACUGCAAACACUGUCGAAACGGGUACACCGAGAAUCCCGAUUCGUAAACGUUUAAUGUCCGAUACCGAUACUCAUGAAAAUGAUCACCUUGAAGCAGACGAGGACCAGAACCUUCCCGUUCCUGAAGUAGAAGAAGAAGCGUGUAAAGAACUUUUGCAGCUCGACCAAGUCCUAUCACGUUCGGCCGAACAGAUCCCCGCGGUAAAGCUGGCAAACGUAUCGGCGGCUAGAAACGGUCGUGCUCCCGACCGCAUCUUUGUCCCUGCAACUCAGCCUUUGGACAUGGCCCCGGAUUCACAAUCAGCCGCUGUAGUGUGGGACCUUCAUGAGACUCAAAAAGUUACUGGUUCAGAGCCAGCCUCCGUGUACCGAGUCAUGUUCUCUGGAAUGGCUCAAGAUGACCGUGACUGCUGUACAGCCAUCAUUGAAAAUUUAGGUGGAACAGUUCUUGAAGCCAAUCAUUACGAUCCUACAUGUACACACCUCGUCGUCGCCAAAGUUGGAUCAAAUGAAAAACUUUUGACAUCCAUCGCUGCAGGCAAGUGGGUCCUCAAUCCCGAAUGGUUGAGUGAAAGCGAAAAAGAGCAUCGUUUUUUAGAGGAGCAGAAAUAUGAGUGGGGUAAUCCAGAAGCAUCGGCGGUGCAUCCACAGGUUGAAUCAAUUUCUGAAGAUGAAGCCAAAAUCGCAGCAGCCGCAUAUUAUUGGCGUAUUAAUCGUACCCGUGGCCAUUCCGAUGGCCCUUUUCAUGGUAUUACUGCCGUUCUCCACUUACGUGAAAAAAACGCAUCAUUCCAGCGUUUGCUUGAAGCUGGCGGCGGAGAGGUGGUGGAUCCUAUCGCGGCUUUGGAGAACAGCAGGACAAAUCUGUGUAUUUUGGACACCCGGGAGGUAAAAAAAGUACAGUUGGCUACAUAUGCUAGCAAAGGUAUCUAUUGUGUUCCACUGAUCUAUUUGAGAAACCUUGUUCUCGCAAUGGAUAAGAAGUUGAAAUGGAGUAAAUCUGUUUUGCCCGAAUUUCUCCCUUAUCUAGAAAAUAUGCCUUCUUGACUUUCUUUUGUUUAUGAAAACUCAAGGUGAAAUAGUUUUUUUUAAAGAAAAAUGUUAAAUCUAAAGAUUGGUUUGAAAAAUACAAUUGUCUCUAGUUUC